Molecule: messenger RNA, 380 nt
Organism: Verticillium dahliae VdLs.17
Lineage: Eukaryota; Fungi; Ascomycota; Sordariomycetes; Glomerellales; Plectosphaerellaceae
Exons: 1
Coding region: 1-153 (50 amino acids)
Source: RefSeq, a predicted model, not a curated record
AUGCAAGGACAAGUUGCCUCCCACAUCGUUGCGCAAGUGACGGUUGCCAGCAACGCAGAGUUGAUGAGGCCAAGGUCGCUCAUACCACUAAGGUUGGGUCUGAAAAAGAACACCGUGAAUGACAGCCAAUAUUGCGACUCUAAAAAGGCCUGACUGAAUGGAUUACGCAGAUGACACACGCAAUCGGUGACCAGAACAAUUCCUAACUACUGGCCAGCAUUGAGCAACCGAGCUGUGACGCGGACGAGGGAUUGAACAGUUUCUCUAUGGCUGAGCCUCGAAAUAACCCAGUAAGAAACACAACAGGGCCUCGCGUUCUUGACCAAAGCAGUUGCCGAGGCGUUCAAAUUCAUGGUCGAAACAGAACCGUUGUGGACAUG